AUGGCUUCCAAAGCUCUGCUAUUUCCAUUGGCUGCUCUUCUGCUUGUUUCUACAAAGGUUUCAUCAUAUGAGCAAGAAGAGAAGCUUGAGAUAAAGUAUGUUAUAGUUCCUGAUCCAGUCAAGGCACCUCCAGCCCCGGUUCAGACCCCAACUCCAGCACCCUCAGCCGAGGUUCUUAGUCCUCCAUAUGAACCACCAGCUCCACCACCAGUCAAGGUUCCUAGUCCUCCAUAUGAACCACCAGUCAUGGCUCCUAGUCUCCCACAUGAACCAACAGCUCCUACACCACCAGUCAUGGCUCCUAGUCUCCCAUAUGAACCAACAGCACCUACACCACCAACUCAGCCACCCACUCCUCCAUAUAUACCUCAAAAUCCUACACCAGCACCUCCAGCCACAACUCCACCCCCAAACAAGCCACCAAGUCGAACAUUUCCACCAGUUAUAACAAAAAAGGAUUGCAUACCUUUAUGUGGACCAAGAUGCAAAUUACACUCAAGGACUAAGCUAUGCUUGAGAGCUUGUAUCAGAUGCUGUUACAAAUGCAAAUGUGUUCCACCAGGGACGUACGGAAACCGAGAAAUAUGUGGUAAAUGUUACACAGAAAUGAAAACCCGCUAUAACAAGCCCAAGUGCCCUUGA
Gossypium arboreum is the source of this 642-nucleotide messenger RNA. Its product is annotated as gibberellin-regulated protein 14-like. The transcript is spliced from 4 exons. Lineage: Eukaryota; Viridiplantae; Streptophyta; Magnoliopsida; Malvales; Malvaceae. The record is from RefSeq and is a predicted model, not a curated record. The coding region runs from base 1 to 642 and encodes 213 amino acids.